GACGCGGGUUAUGAUCUUUUGAGAUGCUGUUCGUAUAGAGAUAUUUCUGGUCAGAUGGUUAAAUCAGAUUUUUUUCAAGAUCAGUCACAUUUGAUUCAUUAGAUUUAAAUUCGACGGAUAGUUUAUUAUGUUUCAAGUGCAGAAAUACCUAUGAUCUCUGGCUAUUUGGAAUAUACGGUUUACAGAGGACAAUUGAAGUUAAAUAACUGCUUUUGGGUGUAUUUCUUACCUAAUACAAAGUGUACAACUUGAACAAAGAUUGCUCUGGUUGGAAUUUGAUUGAGAAGAGAAUUCAGUUUGUAAGUUUUGGAAUGGGCAUAUGAAAUGCAGCAAAACGUUCAAUUUUAUUUUGCUUGAGAUGUUUACUGGUUUUAACAGUCAAUGUUGUUAUGGAUUCAUGAAUGCGGCACUAGCAAUUUAGAUUGAUUUCUGAGGAACAUUAUUUGACCACUUAUGAAUGAGGAUUGGCCCUGUUUUUCAACUGGCUUUCUGACCUUACAUUAUAGUUGGAUAAAAUUAACCUGGCGGAAGUGCAAGAGGAUCUAGUGGCUUCUGAAGAGGAAUGGAGAAAAAGGACCAUACAGCCCACAUUAUAGUUGGGACCAAGUCUAGUGGAGUGUUCUAGUUGAAAAAAAACAUCAUGGAAGGUCUUGCAUGUAUGUGAGAAAAUUUCUUGAGCUGGAAAGUUUUCCUGUUGUUUCUUCCUUGGGUACCUGUCAGUAGGGUUAGUGUUUACAAAAUGCCUUUCUUCACUGAGAUCUGUGAUCAUUGCCACUGUGAAACUGUCAUUCUGUCCAUCAAUUUUGGGCUUUUGUUUGUGACUGUUUUGUUGUUUCCUUGUUUUACAUGUCUUUCACUUCCCCGAUGAUCGAAAUUUCUUCCUCCUGACGCUGUACCUAUUUGGUUUGUGUGAUCUUUGAUUUUAAUGCAAAUUUGGGUGAGAUUUUAUUCAUGACUUUUGCAAUCUUACGAGGGAAUUGUCAAAAUCGGAAAUCAUGAGUACAGUUUGUUUUCUACUGCAUGGAGGUGUAUCUACAUGCCAUCCUGAUACAGUGAACUCAUGAUAUCCAAGGCUUCUGCUUUUGGUCAUUAUACGUAUUUAGCUUUGGACUGCUUUGAGCUUCUUGCCUAUUUGCUAGCACAAGUUUGCGCUGAUGGAUUUAUCAUCUGAGUGAUGUGGAGUCGUCUCACUGUUGCUUUCAGAAUACAGAUGGAUAGCUAACAUUACUUCAUAGUUCAUCUGCAUUCUGUAUAUUUAGGCAAUUUAGUUGAUGAGCCUUGCUCUGUUUUGUUUCUCCAAUUCUUCGCAUGCACAUGUGUCUGUUGAAGGCCUCAGGAGACAUAAACUGUACAUUGUUGCUUUGAUGUUCCAGAACUGCAUUCUGCAUGGCAGAGGACAAGUUCAGGGCCGUCUCAGCAAUACAGAGUUGGAAGCCUAGCUUACCAGUGGUUUGUUCUAUAAUUACAAUUGACGUUGAGAAUUAGUAGCAGGGAUAGAUCUGUUUAUGGCCAUCAGAAAUGCUUAUCCUUUUCAGCCAACUGUUUGAAUAUUAGCAGUUAGCUGGUGAAACUCUGUCUUUCUCUUCCCUUGUAUCGUGAAUCCUUCAUCCACUUGUAACCUUCGUCCGGAGGACUCCAUUGUAGCACCUGGCAGCAUUGUAAUUGAAAGUUCUCAAUAUCACUGGGCAUGCUUAUGGUUUAUUAUAUUUUUCAGGGUUAAGGAUGUUAUCUGAGCGUAUAUAUGGAUUUAUAGCUCUAGCUUUAUGUUAAGUUUGUUUCUGGAAGAGGUUAUCUUUUCUAUCUGUUCUCUAUCUGUGGGCAGAUGGAGACAGAUUUGUUCGUUCUCCACCAGUUGUUCCAUUUUUGCAGCCAUCCAUGAUGAGCUGCUGACAAGGAAAGUAAAAUGAUGGGAAGGUUUUUCUUUGAAAUCAGUAAAGUGAAGGAAGCAUGAGAUGAUUACUGGUUGUGGUUUUCUUCUUCAAAUUGAUAGGUGUGAUUGUGGAUGGUUUUUCUGUCGGAGAGAUGGAGAUUGAUCUAUGUUUAAACUAUCCCUUGUGAUAAUUUUUGCAAGAUUUGAUGAACUUAAGUGGUAGCAUAGUCAUAUUCAGUAGAAAGACUAGCAGUGGUGGCCAGCUUAAGUGGGUUGGUCAUUGUAUCAGGGAUUAGUUGAUGCAUACAAGCUUCAUGGUUGCUAUAGAGUUGUUCAUUUGGGCAUAUGGAGCUGUUAUCUGUGAUUAUGUGGGAGACAGAGAUUCAAGUUGAUCUACUGUUUUAAAUCUCAGAUACUGUUUGCAGAUUCUUCUGUCUUCUUUAAGAACUCUUUGCAAUAUCGAACACAUUGGGAUAUUUUAGCCAUUUCUUAAUAACAACAUGGAAGUCAUGCUGGAAAGAGAUACAGGUCGGCCACGUGGAUUUGGGUUUAUCACAUUCUCAGAUCGCCGGUCCAUGGAUGAUGCUAUAAGGGAGAUGCAUGGAAGGGAGUUUGGGGAUCGUGUUAUCUCAGUGAACAAGGCUCAACCUAAAAUGGGAGAUGACUUAGAUCAUGGCUAUAGGGGAGGCUACUCAUCAUCAGGUGGCAGGGGAGGAGGCUAUGGAGGAGACAGACCUCUUGGCCAAGACGAGUGCUUUAAGUGUGGACGCAUUGGACACUGGGCUCGAGAUUGUACUUCAGCUGGUGGCCGAGGUGGGGGUGGAAGUUCAUUCUCCUCACGUUCUAGGUUGGGAGGGGCCAGUGAACGUGGUGAUCGCUUCGCAGGUGAUCGUGAUCGCUUCAUGGAUGACCGUUAUGAUGGAGGACGAUUUGGUGAUAGGGACCGUUUUGACAGCAGAGACAAGUAUAGCCGUGAUCGCUAUGCUAGUGAAAGGUAUCCACCAAGUGGAGAUCGCUUUGCAAGUGAUAGAUAUGGUGGUUCAGAUCGUUAUGCUCACAAUAGCUAUGGCAAAGACAGAGGCUAUGAGAGGGAUGCUGUUACACGAGGAGGCAGUGAUAGGUAUGGAAAUGGAGGGCCACGCGGUGAUAGGAGCUACAGGAGUAGGCCAGGUCCUUACGAACGGCCUAGCAGGGGAGGGCACCCAUCUUCGUUUGAGCGCUAUUAAUUGUUGGAUAUUGUUUAGAGUUAUGAAACGUUUUAGGUGCAUGCUGCAGGCUAGAUACUCAUCUUGUGAUGUCUCUUACCAUCGGAUGAUACUAGUUUUUUCUACCCUCACUUCCUGUUUGAAAUUUGUCUUUUAGGAUGGUGCAGUUGCUAUGAACAUCAGGAUUGAUGUUUUUAA
This is a messenger RNA of Ricinus communis (castor bean), 3273 nucleotides long. Its product is annotated as glycine-rich RNA-binding protein RZ1C. The record is from RefSeq and is a predicted model, not a curated record. Bases 2371 to 3096 code for a protein of 241 amino acids. The transcript has 3 exons. Lineage: Eukaryota; Viridiplantae; Streptophyta; Magnoliopsida; Malpighiales; Euphorbiaceae. Gene Ontology annotation, molecular function: RNA binding; zinc ion binding.